ACUACAGCGGGUUUCGCAUGUUAUCAUGCAUUUCUUUGCCCUCUUUUUUUUUUUACUACGCGAUAGCAGCCCGAUUGAUCUUCACUGACAGGUCUGAAAUCCACCCCUUCGCAGUUCGAAGUAGCUAGAGGAAAUACGGCUAGCAUAAAGGCUAGCGUGUUGUGAAGGUUUUUGAAGUCUCCCGAGCCAUGCUUUUCCUCAGAAUCUUGCCUCUGCUUUUGCUGCAAGUCAUAUGUGGGAAAGCAGACCUGCAGGAUGAGAUACUUGCCGAUUUCUCUGUGAAGCUGUACCGCCAACUGCAGUCAGUGGGAAACGAAGAAAACAUCAUCUAUUCUCCUGUCAGCAUUGUGGUAGCUUUAGGAAUGGUAGAGCUUGGGGCCCGUGGUCCGGCUUUGAAAGAAAUCAGACAAGCAGUGGGAUAUGGAAACCUAAAAGUGGGAGAGGAGCUUCUCAUCUUGAAGAACCUGACUUGGGCCCUGGAGGCUGAUGAGACCCAGUAUGUCCUGAAACUGGCAAAUUCUCUCUUUCUUCAGACCGGAAUCCACUUCAACGAAGACUUCCUGCAAAAGAUGAAGAAAUAUUUCAAAGCAGAAAUCGAAACGGUGGACUUCAGUCAGUCCACUGCUGUGGCCAAUCACAUUAACCAAUGGGUAGAAAACCACACAGAGAACAAGAUUCACGAUCUUCUGUCAGCAGACGAUUUCAACAGUGCGACUAGGCUCACGCUUAUCAACGCCAUCUAUUUUCGAGGAAAUUGGAAAAACCAGUUUCGACCAGAGCACACCCGCACUUUCUCUUUCACAAAGGACGAUGGCAAUGAAGUCCAAACGCUCAUGAUGUACCAACAGGGGGAUUUUUACUAUGGUGAGUUUAGUGAUGGAACGUCAGAGGCCGGAGGGGUUUAUCAGGUGUUGGAAAUGCCAUACGAGGGAGAGGAGAUGAGCAUGAUGAUUGUUCUUCCCCGGCAAGAAGUGCCUUUAGCAGCACUGGAGCCAAUUAUUAAAGCUCAGCUGAUUGAGGAAUGGGCAGCGGCAGUGAAAAAGCAGAAGGUAGAGGUAUACUUGCCACGGUUCAAAAUAGAGCAGAAGAUUGACCUGAAGGAAACCCUCCAAGAUCUUGGCAUUAAAAAUAUUUUUACUAAAGAUGCAGAUCUUUCAGCUAUGACUGGCGAGAAAGAUCUUUUCAUUGGAAAAGCUGUUCAAAAGGCAUUUCUCGAAGUCACGGAAGAAGGAGCUGAAGGAGCUGCUGGUACAGGGAUGAUUGCUCUUACAAGAACCCUCGUGCUUUACCCACAAGUGAUGGCUGAUCACCCAUUCUUCUUCAUUGUCAGGGCCAGAAAGACAGGAACAAUUCUUUUUAUGGGAAGAGUGAUGAAUCCGGAGGUUAUUGACAGCAAUGACCGUGACUUUGAUGCAUUGUAAUUCUAUUUAUUCUGACAGUGUACAGGCACUUCGUAAAUAAAUUUACUGUUCCAUUGUUGCUGUGUUUUAUAACGUUAUUAAAAUAGUUGCAGUAUUUUGAUACUUCAAGCUAUGUAACUACCAGGCACAAGUAAAUUGAAUAAAAAAGAUUAAUGCUGUCCCUGGAAAGUUUAUGCCACUACCCUUUUACUCCCAAGAGACCAUCCAGUAUAUCCUAAAGCUCCACGCACUGUAACUGUCCAGUGGCCUUACUGUACCAUACAUGGGCAUAAAUGUGUGAAUUUAUUUGAAAUUAUGAAAGUAUGUUUACCAUACAUUUGCUGUUGUGUUUUGUAUGAAAUUAGAUAUUUAUUGUAAAAUGUGUAGUACUGGAUUUAAAUUGCUGAACAAUUUAACAGUUUUAGUUUCAACUAAUGAAAGGUGAGAUUAUUUCAACUAAUACACUAAUAAGAACCUGCCUUAUUCAAAAUUAUCUUAUAAUGUGCAUGUGUACGUUUCACAACUGAGGUGUAGCUGAAUCAGGGGAGGCUAUAUUGUAGAUUCCGCAAAUAAAAGGUCUGAAUAUGGUGUGCGGUGUACAAAGAGAAAUAUACUGUAUAUGCUGUUCCAACUCUUUGCACAAAUAAAAAUUAAAGUUAAAGUUCCA
This is a messenger RNA of Lepisosteus oculatus (spotted gar), 2067 nucleotides long. It is a transcript of the gene serpini1, whose product is annotated as serpin peptidase inhibitor, clade I (neuroserpin), member 1. Gene Ontology annotation, molecular function: serine-type endopeptidase inhibitor activity. Lineage: Eukaryota; Metazoa; Chordata; Actinopteri; Semionotiformes; Lepisosteidae. Gene Ontology annotation, biological process: negative regulation of endopeptidase activity. The record is from RefSeq and is a predicted model, not a curated record.